Drosophila miranda is the source of this 5780-nucleotide messenger RNA. RefSeq lists its product as uncharacterized. The record is from RefSeq and is a predicted model, not a curated record. The coding region runs from base 450 to 5207 and encodes 1585 amino acids. The transcript has 6 exons. NCBI's taxonomy places the organism in Eukaryota, Metazoa, Arthropoda, Insecta, Diptera, Drosophilidae.
GCACAAUUUGCGGUUUUUUUAUAAAACUUUUUUUUGCUAAUUGUUACUGCUGCUGCCUCGGCCUGAAUGGCAAAGGCAAAGUGCAAAGUGUGACAGCGCCAAAGAGUGUGUUCGCGUGUGCUGGUGCCCAGAGCGAACGUCGGAAAGUUUUGGUCACCUGUGAAGGCUGGAGCUGCAGCCGGGAGCCGCGCUCUGAGAUGUUUUGGGUGGCCAAUGAGAACCGGAUCCGCUGGAGAGCAAGUGCACAAGCAAUACUAAUCGGGUGGCCACUGGCUGUGGCAAGGGCAGCAACUCGAGCUGAAGUCUCAGCUGGGACCAGAGCUGGCGCAGCACACGGGCAGGGACAGAGGCAGCAGCACGAUUAGGAGCAGGAGCAGGAGCAGAAGGAGAAGCAGAUGCAGAUGUAGUCAGCAGAAAGCGCACAGCCACAGCCACCGCCAGAUGAUCGAAUGGUGGUGAUCCUCCUACUGUCGCCAUGCACUUGCAGCCGCAGCAGCAGCAGCAGUCACGCCCACGUCCAAGCACAGGCACAGGCACCGCCCAAGCACGAUCCUCCUUUCCCCCCGGAUUCACCCGACCGCAGCAGCAAUGAUUCCUCGUCGGCCUCCACGGGGGACACGGCCAUCCCGGCCAGCUACCUCCAGCGCCAGCGCGAGCACCAGAACCGGGAACAGCACCAGCAGCCGGCCCGUCUCCUCCGACCUAGUCAUAGUCAUAGCCAUCAGCCAGCAGCACUGCCCGCCCUUGCCCAGGGAAGAUGGGUGCCGGUUCGUCUGCAGACGGAACGGCAGCCGCAGCUGCAGCCCACAAAUGCCGUGCCCAAGCCACCACGUUCCCAUGGAUACGGAUACGGAUGCGGACGCCAGGGAGACUUUUUGGCCUCGCAUCCGUCGCCUAUCGCGCUUGUCCUUCGUGUCCAGGCCCAGGCCUUGCCAGGGCCACCGCUAUCAUUACUGCCCGCCGCCAGAUACACUAACAGCACCACCACCACCACCAAUCCAACCACCAAUCCAACUCCAACCACAGCUACAACCACCACCACUGACUACGUGCGUCACGUGACCCGCGUUAAUUUCUACGACAUUGAUACUUCGCAGGUCGAAUUCGAACCCAAAGAUGACGAAGAGAGCAACGAGGCAGCGGCAACCAAUUGCGAUACAGAAGCUAUAACCAAAGAAGAGGAGUGGAUAACGAAGCGGAAGACAGAGCUAACCACGACCAGACAGAUCGAGACGAGAGUGAAACGGCAGGUGAAGCUGCAGGAUGGCAAAGUCAUCGAGGACUCUGGCCCCAUUGUGUCAACGAACACCACCGAGGACACUGACAAACAGGAGACGGAAACAACUGAGAAACGCGAUUUGGACCUUCCCGAUGAUCUGGAUGGGAACGCCCAGCUGAUCGAUGUGGCAGCCCUGCAGGCUAGCGCUGUGAACGAGUCGCAGCUGACCCAGCUGCAGGAGGCCUUCGGGCCGGACAGUGGGUCCGGUGGUAAGCUGGUAAAGCGCAUGGUCCCACGUCCCGUGGAUGGGCUGGUGCGGCAGGUGGACGACAAGCGGGUAAUCUCACACGAGGAGAUCAAGGACUACCACGAGACGGAGGAUAUUCGGCACCUGGGUGACUUUACGGAUCAGACCUACGUGAAGGCAGUACGCGAGGGAGCCGAGGAUCUUGAAGCCGUGCUCUGCUCGCCGGAGAGCCAACGUCAGCUGGUGCCACUGGGGCCGCAGGUGGUCGCCAAUCGGAGCAAGUCGCGCAAGACCAUCGACUCGGAGGACACGCAAAAACGGUGUCUGGCCCAGGAGGACGGGACGCUGGUGACCGAGAGCAAGCGGACCACCGAACACGAGCUCAUACUCGACGACGAGCUGCCCGAGAGGGAUGAACGGGGCCUGCGGUUCGGACUGGAGCAGGAGCAGGUGACAACGACGGCGGCAAAUCAACGAUACUUCCGCCAGCGCGACGAGCAGCAUGUGGAUGUGCUAGCCAACGGCAAGUUGCUAUCCACCGAGAUGCGCUACGCGGCCGAGACGACCCAGAUGGACAAGGACGGUCCCGGCGAAUUGGAGCGACCUGGUGACUGGGACAGCCUCUCGGACCGCAUGCGCAAGCUGCGGCGCUCCCAGCAGCAGCAGCAGAAGGAGGUGGCCCUGCUGGCCGAUCGCAAAGAUGCUCUGACCAAGCGGCCUCUCGACUUUGACCGCGAGGAGGAGACCCGCAAGGGCGAGACGAUGAAGUGGCUGGAGUCGCACUUUGGCAGCGAGUCCACUGCCUCCAACGACUCGCGUGACGACGAGGCCGAAGCCGAAGUGGAGCCCACCAAGAAGAGCUACUUCAACGUGACCAUCAAGUCGCAGAGCCAGCCGGCGGCUCAUGUGCAUGCUCAUGGCCAUUCCCAGUCGCAGCUGACCACCCAGCAUCCACAUCAUCCUCCCCAGCAUCACGCCCAUCACCCGCAGACCCUGCCCCGCAGUGCAGAAAGGGAGAGGGAGCGGGAGCGGGAACGAGAUCGGGAACGUUUGCCUCCCGCCAUGGCGGUCCCAGCCACCACACUGGAGCGCAAGCCAGCGCACCAGAGUGGGGCAGGACGCUCCAAGUACUUUCAGGGCAUAUCCAAUUGGUCGGAGCGCAAGGAGGCGGGACCACUGGUAAAUCACUUCUCGUCGCAGGCCUUCCGCGAGGACCUCCAGGAGACAAUACGGCGCAACGGGCUCAAGAAGAAGAUAAGCGGCCCCACUUCCAGCCAGGGAUCGGGACUGGGAACGACUGCCCAUGCACCGGACAGCCUGGCCAAGGACAGCUAUGUGAGCCGGGAGGAUAUCCUGCAGCAGAAGCGCCAGAGCCUCUCAUCGCAAUUCCUGGCCCGCUCCAUGCGCGGCUCUCACGAUGCCCUCGACGACUUGGAGGCCAUACCCGGCCCGGGACCAGCGCCAGUGCCGCCACGACCCGAGGAGCCGUCGCACAAGCGAGUGGCGUAUGGACAUCGCCACAACAACAGCAAUCCGGUCAAUGGAAUUGCCCCCACUGCGGUAAACGGUCGCGGGAAGAGCUACGAGCCCGCUGCUCCAACGCCGCCCCUAACGUCUCUGGCUUCCAUGGAGUUCUCCGGCAGCAGCAGCAACCUAGGCCUGGCUCGGCCCACAGUACCGCAGCGUCGACGUGCCAUCGAGAAGAAGCUGGGCGAGCACAUACAUGCCCACGUCCAUGUGCCCGUCAAGGCGACCGCACCCCAGCCAUCGCUGGAGCCACCGCCAGACUAUUCGCCGCCACCUCGCAGCCGCAGCCGCUCCUCGUCACCGCAGGUUGACUACCUGAUGACGCGGCCGCCCCGGGAGGUACCCACCAGCACGAUGACCCUCAGCCGGAAGCAGCAGCAGCGCACACGCUUCGCCCCAACGUCCAACUACCCGCCAGCAUUGGGAGGGGGCGCGGGCGUGAGCACGGGUACCCUCCGUCCGGGGGCCACAUCUGCCUCCACCUCAAAUUUGUCUGCGGUCAGUGGCAGCGCCGGAGGCGGAGGAGGCCUUAGCAAGCCCAGCCGGAUGGGGCAAGUCAUAGGGAACUCGCUGCGCAAGCUGGUCAGCAAGAUCCGUUCGGCCAGCGCCGAGCGGAAGUUCCGCAUGAAAUCCGCCUCCAGCAAAUCCCGCGAGCAGUCGCCCAGCCAAGGUCACGGCGGAGGCGGGGGCGCCCCUGGUGGACCGGGUGCUGGGGUAACCACCUAUCAGCAGUACAAUGUAAUCGAUGGCCACAUCGGGGGCGGGCACCGUCACAGCAGCAACGAUUCAGAGGACUCGGCAAGCGACAUUCAGCACCGAAGGGAGCGCGAUAGAGACAGAGAACGUGAACGUGAACGGGAGAGGGAGAGGGAAAGAGAUCGCGAACGGGAGCGAGAGCCUCUGAAGCCCGAGACGCAAUCCACGCUAGCCAUAUCAACGCAGUCGGGACGACAGACCUUCAAGCGAGCCGAGUCCGCAGAUCCCCAGCUGCAGCACCUGGAGCAAACGAUCAGUCCGCGUCAACGGUACUACCUGGGCGAGGAUCCCUACUCCAGCACCCUCUACGGGAAGGAGAACAUCUAUGAACGACGCCCGCGCCAGCGCUACGACCAGCGCGUGGAGGAACGAGCAGAUCGAGAGCGGGACCGAGACCGGGAGGACGACUACUACGAGUCGCGGGCUCCGCCGCCUGUCACCUCGUCACAUACCCUGGGACGCUACCAGAAGCACGGACAGCGCUUUAGCGGUUCCACGCCCAAUCUCCACCAGCAGCAGCAGGACUACCGAUCGGCUCAGACGUUGCCCCGCAAAAUGCACGAACAGCGCUACAGCCUAGAGAAGCCCCUACCGCCCCACGGUCGUUCUACUUCUACCUAUGUCACGGCCCCCCCGGCACCGACUUCACUGCAGCAACAGCACCAGCAUCAUCAGCAGCCGCAUCCCCAGCAACGUGGAGUGAACCAGGUCCAGGCAAUGCCGCAGGGUCCGGCAAAGCCUGCGCGCACCUAUGCCAAGGUCUUGAACCGCAGCAAGAGCUUCAAUGUGCACGGCAUGAACGGUAGCAAUGAUCCUAGUCCCAUCUACAUAGAAAAGCUGACCAGGAACAACUACAGCGGCGGAGGAGCCGGAGGUGGCAACAGUAACUACAGCAAUGGCUAUCAACUGAGGCAGGGGCAGGAACAGGGGCUGGGCCAGAGCCAGAACUACAAGUCCAAUCCGCAUUUGUUCUCCGGGAAAGACAACUCGUUGAAGAGCGGCCUCAAGAGUCCUUCCAUUGUCAAUCUGAUCAGUCGCAGUCAGAAGGAUCUGACCAAGAUAGCCACUGGCAACGAGGACGACCCGGACCUGCCAUAUCAGGAGGAUAAGAAGCAGAUGUACUUGCGUGGCCUGCACCAGCAGGCGCCAGAUCUCUAUCGGGUAAUCCACGGCGAUGAGGACUACGGUCCGCGCAGCCCCUCCACCAAUGGCCACAAGUAUCCGCUGCAGCCCAAGUACUCGCUGGAUUCGCGGUCCCCGCCGUCCGUCGAGCUCAACAAGGACACGGCGAGCAUCGUGCGUCGCAGCAGCGAGGUGGACUCCAAGCACCAGCACCAGCAACAUGUCCACACACAUCACCAGCAUCUGCAGCAUCCACAGCAGCAACAGCCGCAUCUGCGACGGGGCUCCGGGGCGACCAUCAUAGAGCUACGUAAUACUGCCGGCCAUCGAAAGUGAUUUGCCAUCGCUCUCUCUCUCUCUGUCUCUCCCCCUCGAUAACCACUUCUCGUAUGCCGUAUGGUCGAACACAGCCACACACAGUAUGCCAAUGUAUGUCUCUGUCUCUGUCUCUGUCUAACUAUUUGCUGUCUCGCCCGCUAACAAAUGCCCGGCCUUGGCUUUAGUUUCAUUUGACAAGCAGCAAAUCAAAAUAAAAGGCCAAACUUAAUGGAUGAUCAGAAAUCGAACGAAAUCGCGACCAUUCCUGCUGUCCUGCCACGCCUCUUCUAAUCGUAAUCUACAAUAUGUUGAUUAUAAUAAUACCUAAAUUUAAAUGCAAUAUCUAUAUUUCGAUUAAAUUUUUUGUUUUUUUUUUAUACUAAUCUUAACGUUUGUUGUAUAGAUACCGUUGUAUGGAUAAACUAACUAAAAUAACUAAUAUUAAUUCGAUAUUAUUGUACAUGUUUGAUUAAUAAACAAAUUCAAAUUAAAAUAAAAAAUACAAAUAAAGUGCCAAAACAAACAAAGUCCUGGUCCCGAAAGUGGCUUUCGAUUCUUCUGGUUGGACAUGGCAACGUGAUUGAAGAGUUA